GAGGACUGAACAAAAGACACGAGAAGCAAAUGGUACAUCUUUGAACAAGCCAACAAUAAGGUACAGUUGUGUGACUGAGCUGAAGAAGAAUGAAAGGCGUGUGUUAUUUUAUCAAUGUGGUUCUAUUCAGCAUAGCCAGUGGAGCAAGUAAAUGGCUCACCCAUAACUCGACGGAUUCCUUAUCAAUUGCCAAUGUCACCGACAUCAAUUCAAAGUUAAAACUGCAGGUUUGUGCACUAAUCCCAAAGUCUCGAAGGAGACGUUGGAUUUCACAAGGCGACAUGCUUGCCAUCCUUGACUAUCACAAUAAAGUUCGAUCGACCGUCUUUCCACCUGCAGCAAAUAUGGAGUAUAUGGUAUGGGAUGAAGGCCUUGCCAGAUCAGCGGAAGCCUGGGCAGCCAGGUGUCUCUGGGAACAUGGACCACCAUUUAUAAUGAGAUACCAGGGACAGAAUCUGUCUGUCAGAACAGGAGGGUACCGCUCCAUUCUGCAACUGGUCAAACCUUGGUAUGACGAGGUCAAUGAUUAUAUGUUUCCCUAUCCUCAUGACUGCAACCCCAGGUGUCCUAUGAGAUGUUUCGGACCCAUGUGUACACAUUACACACAGAUGGUAUGGGCUACAACAAAGAAAGUCGGGUGUGCAGUUCAAACUUGUUAUAACAUGGUUGUCUGGGGAACCAUGUGGAGGCAGGCAACAUACCUGGUCUGCAAUUAUUCUCCAAAAGGAAAUUGGAUCGGAGAUCCUCCCUACAGAGUUGGCAUCCCAUGUUCAUCAUGUCCCCCAAGCUAUGGAGGCUCCUGUAGCAACAACCAAUGUUUCCCUACCAUAACGUCAAACUACAUGUACUGGUUCAAGUAAAGACUGAACAAAUCUUUUGUUGUAAUCAAUUGUUAAAUAUCCUAAUUACACAGUGCUUCCAAUGUCAGCUGGAAUUUUUUAAAAAUACUGUAAAUGUGCAAUUUCUGUGCUUUUAAAUGUACUUUUUUUAUACAGUUCGGAUAUAUUUAGAAUUAUAUGCUACAUUUCAAUCUUGAGGAAAUGUACAUUUGUGAGUAUUAUAAAUCAAUAAGUUGUGGAGUACAACUGAUUGCUGUCUUACCAUUAUAUUGAUGGUCAAAUAUAUUGCACUGACAUGUUGUUUUUGUUAGUGAUAUUUGACUGUUAGGCCUCUAAUAAGGAAGUGGUAAUAGCAGCCUAUUAUUAACUUCCAAUGGGAUCAAAUGACUCCAGCUCACAGUAGAUUAUGUCAGUUAUUAAUAUAGUUUUAUCAAAUAUUUCUGACAUGUUUUCCAGAACAUUAUUACAUGUAUUUCACCUACA
Esox lucius (northern pike) is the source of this 1322-nucleotide messenger RNA. It is a transcript of the gene pi15b, whose product is annotated as peptidase inhibitor 15b. Gene Ontology annotation, cellular component: extracellular region. The record is from RefSeq and is a predicted model, not a curated record. Bases 90 to 860 code for a protein of 256 amino acids. The transcript is spliced from 6 exons. NCBI's taxonomy places the organism in Eukaryota, Metazoa, Chordata, Actinopteri, Esociformes, Esocidae.